This is a messenger RNA of Paramecium pentaurelia, 572 nucleotides long. NCBI's taxonomy places the organism in Eukaryota, Ciliophora, Oligohymenophorea, Peniculida, Parameciidae. The record is from the annotation of a GenBank genome assembly.
AUGGGAUAACAAUAAACUUAGGAAUAAAGACCUUUACAUGUGCUCAUUAAGGAUGUAGCUACAUUUAAUCUGUUAGCUAAGUAUUCAAAUUUUGUAAUUCAAGAUCUCCAACAAUUAAAUAAUGCUUGGGUAAAUAAUUACUAGCAGAAGUGACAAAAAGGAAAUAAGAUUUAUUUGAUACUAUUCCAUUUUUUAAAAAGUAAGAUGAAUUAUGUAUUGGAAUAUUUGUUGAUAAGGAAUAUAUUUUAAUUACUUAGCAGAAAUUUUACUAUUGUAGACAAUUAUUAGAGGAUUUGUAAUCAAUAUUAAUGUUUGAUUUUUAAAAAGAAGAAGGUACUUGUCAAAUAUGUUUUGCAAAAAAGAUUGAUAAAUUAUUACCUUGUGGACAUAGUUAUUGUUAAGAUUGUAUAGAUGGAUGGUUUAUAGUUAAAGAACAAGAUUCUUGUCCAAUGUGUAGAUCUCAAUUAACCAAAUAAAAAAUGAAAAAUGAAUCCUAUAUUAUACCAAAUGAAACUGAGUUGAUAGAUUCCUUUAAAGAAUAGCUCUUUAUGCAAUUCAUCUAAUAGAAAUGA